This is a messenger RNA of Camarhynchus parvulus, 9126 nucleotides long. It is a transcript of the gene NCAPG2, whose product is annotated as non-SMC condensin II complex subunit G2. NCBI's taxonomy places the organism in Eukaryota, Metazoa, Chordata, Aves, Passeriformes, Thraupidae. Gene Ontology annotation, biological process: mitotic sister chromatid segregation. Bases 308 to 3757 code for a protein of 1149 amino acids. The transcript has 28 exons. The record is from RefSeq and is a predicted model, not a curated record. Gene Ontology annotation, cellular component: nucleus; condensin complex.
GACUGGAGCGGGCGGGGGCUGGCGGCGUCCCGGAGUGUCCCGGAGUGUCCUCAGGUGCCUCGAACUGCCCACCGGUGUCCCCUCCGAGCGGCUCCCGGGGCUAGUGUCUCCUCCGGCGGUGCUCCCGUGCGCCGGGGGCUCUUCUACGCGCGUGUCUGCCGGCCUCGUUCCGCUCCGCUGAGGCGGCGCCGCGGUGUUGGAAGCGCGUCCCGCGGGUCCGUGAGGCUGCGGCCGCUCUGAGGGUCCCGCGGGUCCGUGACGCUGCGGCCGCUCUGAGGGAGCCCGAGUAGGGAAGACCGAUUCCAGGAUGAAACGCGAAGCAUUUUUGCAAGUUGUGUCUAAAGAGUCAAUUGAAGACUUCCUGCAUUACACUCAGAGUCCUAAAAAUACAUGUGAUCAUUUUGACUUGAACGAGCUACUUCAAGAAUUGCCAAGGAAGCAGAAAGAAGUGCUAUGGCAAAGACUGACACAGCUAUUGACAGAGAGCUUGAUGGAGAACCCUGUGGAAACAUGGCACAGAACUGGAGAUGAUAAGAAUGAGGAUGACAUGGAAGUUGAGAUAGUUCCAGAAAUGAAACAGACUGUAGCAGUGAUCCAAGGAGUGGCAGCUGUCGUUAUUGCUUCCAUACCUGCAGUGGAUGAAAAUGUAAACUACAAAGCUCUUGUAGAAUGCGUUUUUAUCCUAAACGGUAUCCUUCCUGCAUUAUCUACAUCUGAAAAAAUCCUACAGGACGCUAUCCAACGUGUGUGUGAAAUGUGGUGGGAGAAGGGACUGGAGGGAAAGGAGCAGCUGGGGAAGACUCUGUUUGUCAUUCUGCUGACAAAAAGCCUGAAUAAAGCUGCUAUGGGUGCAGAUAUAGUUCGUGUAUGGAAUCUACAUCAGACAUUACUUUGUUUUGAUUAUGAUUCAGAUGAGAGUAAUGAAGUCAAAGCCUUGUUGCUUCAGUGUUUUAUGAGUGUAAAACACAUUAAGAAAGAAGAGGGAAGAAGACUCUUGAGUUUUUUGUUCACCUGGAAUGUAAACUUCAUUAAAAUGAUACAUGGAACUGUUAAAAACCAAUUACAGUUCUUUCCAAGAUCCUUGGUGGAAUGCAUUUCAGAAGUUUACUUCAGGGCCUGGAAGAAGGUGUCAGGAGAAUUCAUAGAGGUACUUGAAUAUAACUGCAUUCAGGAUUUCAUGCAUCAUGGAAUUCAUCUUCCCAGAAGUUCUUCUGUUCAUUGUAAAGUUAGAGAGAUGCUGAGUUAUUUUCAUAAACAAAGCAAAGUCCGUCAAGGAGUUGAAGAAAUGCUCUAUAGAUUGUAUCAGCCCAUCCUCUGGAGAGCACUAAAGGCCAGAAACUCAGAAGUUCGAGCAAAUGCAGCAUUUUUGUUUGUUGAUGCUUUUCCUGUUCGUGAUCCCAGUUUUACUGCUGAAGAGAUGGACAGUGAAAUUCAGAAACAGUUUGAAGAACUUUUUAGUCUCUUAGAAGAUCCUCAUCCAGUUGUCCGCUCUACAGGGAUACUUGGAGUUACUCAGAUCAUAUCCAAAUACUGGGAGAUGAUUCCUCCAACAAUUCUUGCUGAUCUUUUAAAAAAGAUAACUGGAGAUCUGGCAUGUGAUAUAACAUCUGCUGAUGUUCGAUGCUCUGUUUUUAAAUGCCUACCAAUAAUUUUGGACAACAAACUAAGUCACCCACUCCUGGAACAGCUCCUGCCUGCAACCAAACACAGUCUGCAUGAUAAUUCUGAGAAGGUGCGAGUGGCUUUUGUGGAAAUGCUGCUCAAAGUGAAGGCUACCAAGGCUGCCAAGUUUUGGAAUAUCUGUCCCAUGGAGCACCUCCUGUCUCGGCUGGAAGCGGACUCUCGGCCAGUGUCGCGGCGCAUUGUGAACCUCCUGCUGAACUCCUUCUUCCCCAGUGGCCAGUCUGAGGAUGUGUGGUGUGAGCGCUGUGUCACUCUGAUCCAGAUGAAUCCUGCAGCAGCCAGGAAGUUCUAUCAAUAUGCCUAUGAAUUCACUGCCCCCACCAAUAUAGCUAAAUUGAUGCUCACUAUUCGGCGCUGCUUGAAUGCCUGCAUCCAGAAAGCAAUGAAAGCCAGUCUUCAUGGCAGUGGGGAUGAUGAUGAUGAUGAUGAUGAAGAUGGAAGUGAAAAGGAGAACACCAGUGUGUUGGAUAAUGUGUUGUCAGUAAAUGAUGUGGCCAGCAUGGCAAGUUUGUUGGAGAUCACUGUAAUACUCUGGAGAAGCAUCCACAAAGCACUAGAUCAUAAUGAAGAUGCCAAAGAAUAUGCUAUCAGGAAGUUUGCUUCUGUACUUCCUGAAUAUUUUAAAGUAUUUCAGGAUGACCGGUGCAUGGCUCCACUGAUUAUUCUGGCAUCCUUUAUGCCCCCUGCUGCUAUUCCUACAUUCAGCUGUGGUGUGGUUUCCAGACUCAGAAAUAUUGACAGUGGAGCUGACCAAAACAAGUAUUCUAUCCUGAUCGACUGCCUGUGCCGCUGGGGUCAAGUCGGGCACAUUAUGGAAUUAGCCUGCGAUUGGCUCUCUGACUCACUCACCCCAACAAAGAAUACUAAAACAUCUGGGCGUCAAGUACGAAUCCAUGUAACACAUGAAUCAAAGCCAGACUUAGCAAUUGAUUACAUUGAGUAUUUAUUGACUCAUCCUGUCAAUUGUGGUUGCCUACUUUCUGUUCCUAAAAAUAAACUGAAGAAGCUUUUGAAAAUCCUCGGUGCUUCAAAGAAGUUUCUUGGCUCAGUUCUGGAAGGAACAGAUUCUGGUGGCUGGAAUCAAGCAACCAGCCUAAGAGCCUUCAGCCUCUUUUGCAGAUUGACUGUUCAUCUUCAGCAUAAGUUUUCUGAAGAAGGAGAAGAUCACCUUUCACUUCUGAAGAAGACAGGUGCUUGGAUAGAAAGUCAAGUUGUACCUUUUGUACUAGCAAAUGAUCAAGAGGAUGGUAUUUCAAAACACAGUGAUGUUUCUGAAUUUAUUAUCCAGGCUUACCUGACAGUGUGUAAAGAUGUCAUAAUGGUGGGCCUGGGAAAUGUCAUAUUUCAAGCACAUCUGUUAGAAAUGGCUCUUCAGAUUAUGCAAACAGAGAGAGGUGGCUUUUGUGCUCCAAUGUUGCUGUGUGCUCUAAAAGAAAUUGUUGAAGCUUCUUUAAAUCAAAAUACUGAGACAGAGGAAGUGACAAAUCUUUUCCACACUCUACAGAACGUCUUUCAGAAAAUUUUAGAAUGUGUGGCACAUACGCUUAAGAAAGAACAGGAAAAAGGAAUUCAGUUGAUUCACUCUAUUCAGAUGCCUCUUGGAGAAUUCAUCCAUGCACUGCAGUGCUGGCAUUCCACAUUCCCAGCAGUUCACCAGAGUGUUCUCUCCACUCUCCUGGCUGCAAUAGUAGCAGAGAUAAAUUGUGUGCUACAGAAGGCUUCCAGUGAAAAUGACUUAACUAUGCCAAAGACUAUUUCAGACCUUCCCCCUCUUUCAAGCAGUUUAAUGGUUGUAAUUAUGAAGUCAGCUAAUGUUGUCAGGUCAAUUUUAAAUGAAUUAAUGGAGUGCAUUCUCUCUGAAGAAAUUGAAGGGAUUUUUAGUCUAACAGCUACUGUCUGCAUUGUGAUUAUAAUUAAAGGUAAGCACAAAACUUCACUUCUAAAGGAUAUUGCACCUGCCAUUCAAAGGAAGCUGAUAAUGUGCAAGGAUGCUGCCACAGGAGAAUCCAGAGGCACUGAAAGAUUCCUGUGUGAAUCAUCUCUGAAAAUUUUGGAUGAGUUUUUGAAUCCUUGACCACGCAGAAGCUUUUGUCAUGAAAAUUGAGGGAAGGUGUAUUGCUUUGUAAAAAACUUACCUUGUAAACUUGUGAAUUGCUUAAAACUGUUUUCUGUUAUUCUGUACAUUUAAAGCAAGCAAAAUGUAUAAAAGUGUGUAUAGAAAUUAUAUAAUAGUAAAGAUUUUUCAACAGCUGCAAAGGGGUUGUUCUGUAUAAAAAUGUCUUCUUGGUGAGAGUGUAAAAUCAGUAUUUUUGUAUCUUUGUUUUUGUAAAACAAAUAAUAAUUGUAUCAUAGAUACUCUUGAGGCUGAGGUUGCAUGUAACCUCAGGUCCUUGGAGGACUAGAGCAAGUUCCUAGGGGUUAUGGAAAUGAAUCUUAUUUUGAGAUAUGUGAGGGACAAAAUGGUGAUUGGGAAUAGUCAUCAUGUCUUUACCAGGGGCAAACUCUGCCUAACCAGCCUGACUUCCCUCCCUUUUGUACAAGAACAGAGAGCACAGCAUGUCCCGUUUCCUAUCCUUGGCAAAGACUUCUACACAGUCUUACACAGUAUCCUUACAGCCAAACUGGAGAGAGAUGGGAUGGAUGGGUAGACUUGGAAGAUGAGUGGAAAACUGGCUGGAGCAUGGGAGUGGAGGAAUAAUCUGCUAAGGGGUGAGAUUGGCAGCUGUGGCACUGCUGAGGGCAGGCCCUGCUGCCAGGGCUGGUUGGUGACAGGGUGAGCAGCAGCCUUGGACUGAUGGCAGAUGACAGCAGCUGGGAGCCACAGCUGACACCAAGGGGCAUCUCCUGAUGUUCAGCAAAGACCUGGAGCUGAUGGACAAAUCCUGCAGCGCACACACAGACACCUGCACAAGGGCAGCUUCUUGCUGCCUGCUCCUGCCUGCAGGAGGGUAACAGAAACACUUUCCCCAGAGAUGACUGGAGGAGAAUGUGAUGCUACAGAAACAACUUGAGCAAGCGGAUUUCUUGUUGGAUGUGAAAAACAAUCAUUAUGAGAGGGAAAUGGAACUGGAAGAGGUUGCUCAGAAAGCCUGUGGAAUACCCAUCCUUGGGGAUGUGCAGAACUUGGCUGACAAGGGGGGAGGGCUCUGAUCUUCCAUGGUGUCAUAGCUUUGGAGUUAGCUCUGCUGAGCUGGGGAUUGGACCAGAUUCUCCCCUGAGCUUCCUCAUGACUUGAAUAUUCAGGUGAUUCAGUACCCAGUACAGUGGGGGAAAUGUCUUAACUAUUAAACAUAGGCUUGAAUAAUAUAUAAAUUGGUUUAUAUUUAACUAUUUUUGUAAAUUAUAGCUAUUUUGAUCAGUUAGUACUAAGGAUGCAGAUAAUGCAGGCAUCUAAGCCACUUAUUUUUCUUCUUGCAACCAGAUGCUCUCCCAAUGAUGCCUUGUGAAGGCUGACCUAGAAUAGAGGCUAGACAGUGUUAAAGGAAUAAAGUAGGUAUUUAUUAAAAGUGUACUACACCUUGGGUAGUACAAGAGCCCAGCCAGGGCUACACCCAAGAUUAACCCAAAAUGGUCAUAAAAUGCAUGACCGGUCACGGGGUCUCUCACUUUUAUAAGUUCUGGUCCAUUUGCACAUUGGAGUUAAUUGUCCAAUUAUAGCUUCAGCCUAUGAACUCCCAUCCUUCUUGUUUUUCUCUCUUCAGUCCACAUUGUUUAUCAGGCUCUUGGCCAAGAGAUUUGCAUCGGUUGUCCUUGGUCCCCAGCUGGAGAAGGAAUUGAUUUUGUCUCCCUAGACUGUGAAGAGAGCUUACUAUCCCUUAAUAUGAAACUAAAGCAGUACAGAAUCUGAAAAAUAGAAAAGCUAAAACCUGAGGCAUCACCACAACUAAAAGAAUGUUGAUUGCACGAUGUUAAUUUGCCUUAAUGGAGAUACCUGUAAAUUGCCUGUCUGAGCUCAUGGGGUGGUUCAAGCCCAGCCAGCAGCCAGGCACCACCCAGCUGCUCCCUCACUGCCUCCACCCCUUCAGACAUGGGGGCAGGACUGAAAGGACACAAGUCAAAAAGAAACAGUUGAACAAUUACGAUAAAAUAAUAGUACUUCUUCAAAUUGUGAGGAAAAGAGAUAAAAAGAAAUGGAAAUAAAACCAUCCAGCCAGUCCUUUGCACAACCUCCCACCCAGUUUAUUGCUGAGCAUGGUACCAGAUGGUGUGAGAAUCCCUUUGGUCACUUGGGGUCCCCUGUCCCAGCUGUGUCCCCUCCACACUCCUGGUGCACUCCCAGCCUCCUUAGGGGUGGGUGAGAAGCAGAGGGGCCAUGAUGCUGUGUAAGCCCUGCUCAGCAAUAGCUGAAACAUCCCUGUGUUACCAGCACUGUCCAACACGAAUCUGAAAUACAACCCUAUACCUGCUACUGUGAAAGAAUUUAUCUCAGCCAGAACCACCGCUCCUGAUGCUUUAGUUUUGUCUGGUUUAAGAGAUUUAAUAGGAAUUUCCAGAAAACAAUUCAGCCCAGACCAAAGUCGCACCCUCCAGCUUACACCUGGAGACCUGGAGACGAAGCUCUUGGUUAUGUACAGUUAAGUGAAGUGAUUCUCAGGGUGGGCCUGGGCAAAUGGCUAUUGAGUCUCCAGUGUUACUGAGGGGCACUGACACUGAAGUUAACCAAUCUGGCCAAAUUAAGACACGCUCUUCAUUCUUGAUUAAGAUUUGUGCAAAGCUGUGCCUCCCAUCUGUCUAAACAAGCAUCUACUCUGCUGGUUUUCUUUCCAUGGGAAGAGACUGUUAGGUUUUUUCAAUAUCUGCUGUCAGUGCAAACAUCUGACCCAUACUUGAACUUGGUACAUAAAACUUCCCUACUGGAUAAAAGCUGUUUUAGCUGGAAUGUUGAUAUUUAAAAGCAGUGCAGUUGUUAAUAAACAACUGGCAAGCUUUGCAACAGGAUAGUCAGUGUGUGCAUGGAUUCAUGAGUUCCAGAUGUACCUCAUCCACGACAGUGGCCUGACCAAAGGAACUAAUGCUGCCCCAGCAGGUAGCUGCAAAUCUGCCAACUGUUUAUCUAUCAACAUCUUUAUAAAAACUGUGUUCUUUGGCCUUCAUUCUUCUACAUCUGUUAACAGGCAGGUGUUCCGGUAAUGACCUUUUAAAUCUUCUGAUUAUACAAAUUACUCAAUGAAUAUGUAAAUAAGUUUCUUUUUUCUGCUUCUCAGUCUCUCAGUAUUUGCUCAUAUCAUUAGAUUAGAAAAGAAUUCAAAUUUACUGCCUUGUUUUUCCUCAGUGUAUAAUUUUGUUUUAUUCAUGGAAUUCAUGGUACAGAUGCAAUAGCCCUGUCAGCUAGGUAGGAAAUAAAGGUCAUUCCAUCAACAUCAGAAAUAUGUGGAUUUACUUUGAAGAAUUCAGAGGUGAUACUGCUAGGAAGGGUAAAAUAUUUAAAGAUACACCUUUGUUUUCCUGGUGGCUGGUACUCAAGUAGUUGUUAAGAGGGUUGAAAUAAUUUUCUGUUAGUCCUGCAGCUGGUGAACAUAUUUCAGCUCAAUCUCUAGUCCGGCUCUACUAAACUGCUCUGCCAUGAAGAAACAUUGGCUUUCUGCAACACAAAUAGUGGUGCUGGCAUUCCUUGAGUCAAGGUCUGUCAGGGCUUUCUCCUUAGGCCUUUGUGGCAAAUUUCACAAGAAUAUCAGAGGGGUUCUGAGUUUCACUUGCUGUUCUCGUUGCAAACUUUAAUCUUGCAAAAAUUUAAAUCUACAUUUUCCUUCUGUUUGGAAGAGAUAAAUGAAUAGGACAUUUCUUAAGCUGUUAUCUUUUGUAAACCUAUAAAACAGAUUUGUUUCAUCUUAUUAAUCAAAAGUGCUGUUGGGGAAGAGGUGGUGUUCUUUGGGUAUGUUUGAAAACUUCUCUUAAUCUUGAGACAGACCCUUUGAGAUCUGUUCAGCUUUUUGAAGAAGUUGAACCUGACUUUGAUUAAUAAAAUUUCUUGAAAAAUGAGCAAGAAAACACCAGUCUAUGACACUCCUUUGGGCAACUGGCACUGGCAGGUGAUGGUGAUGAAGAGCUGCCCACAGAAACAUUCUGGACACAUUUGUACCUAUGAGUGCCAUGUCUGGAGCUCUUCCUUUGUGCAUAUGCAUUCAGGAUCAAUGAGACUGAAGAAAGCAAUAAUUUUAAACUACUUUCAGUAAUCAACAUUGUUUGUAAGGACUUGGGCCCUUUUUCUAAUGACAAUGUUCAUUUGCUUUGUUUGGAUGGGAAGCAAAGCCCUGCAUCUGCCACCUUUCACAGCUUCAACCUGUGAUCUAGGAAAAACCAGGAUAAAUUCUCAAGCUUCUUCCUUAGCAAAUAAAUGUCUUCAGGUACAGAUCCAAGCGCACAAACCUUCAGAAUAGCCAAGGAAGUUAAAAAAAAUCCACCUUGCACCUGUUGUUUACUCCAUGAGAGCUGAAACUCACUUUGUAUUUAAACUCCCAUGUGCUGCUCUCAAGUUGUUCUGAGGUCUUUUGACUUUCAGAAGGAAAUUGGAUUAAUUUUGACAAAAUCUUUCACCUUACCUGAAGGAUGCUUAGUGAAGGACACUCCUGAUGACUGUGGCAUGAAACCAUGACACACAGCAGUGAACUUCCCAUAUUCUUUGCUGAUCUGCUCCAGUGUCUUGCAGACCAAGACCAUUGCAGAGUCCAGCUGUGCCUGUGCCAGCAGCCCCUGUUGUGGCCACUGCCCGUGUCUGAGAGAAGAGCUUGGCUUAGUGCUGGCACCUGGACAAGCAGCUGGCCAAGGGCAGCUUUCAGGAGCAGCUGCAGAAUUUUCCACAGGAGGCCAGCAGUUCUUCAGGUUCAUUAAACCCUUGCAAAUAGGCACAGACCUUGCCUAAUCUGCCCUGGAUAAGAAUUCUUGGUCCUGGGCUCUGUGUGGCUGCUUGUCUGAGCAUGACCUGAGGCACAGCCCCAGGCUUCCAGCAGUGCUGUAGCUUUGGCUUUCAUUUACUCAGCAGUUACUGGGGGGUUUUCACUUGGUUAGGGUGUUCAGCAUAGAUGUGUUCUGGGUCUUCUCUAAUUAGAGUCCUUUGUCUCUCCAGUUCCACAUCAUGGUUCUUGCAAAGUUGCAAAAAUGAUAUGCUGUGGCACUGAGGAAAUUUCAUUCUCUGUUGUAUGUGUCACCACUGUUUGAAAACAUUGUGGCAGUAGGAGUUCUGUUACUUUUAUUUUGUUACUGCUCAUGACUCUAGUAAGCAGAAGCUAUUACUAAUCUUUUUCUCUUGUGUCAUUCUUUUUAACCGGAGGACCACCUUUUUCUUAGCAAAAUAAACUUGGUUCUCAAACACAUGAUGUGACAACUGUUUAUUUCAUUGCUUAAGACGUCACUUUACUACAUUCUUCCUGUGUAAAAUUCUAGGAUUUUGUUUUAUACUCUGUCAGUUUGUCCCAGUUUCAAAUAUAUGUUCGAACUUCAUUAGUU